This is a messenger RNA of Akanthomyces muscarius, 1959 nucleotides long. RefSeq lists its product as uncharacterized. Gene Ontology annotation, cellular component: cytoplasm; mRNA cleavage factor complex. The record is from RefSeq and is a predicted model, not a curated record. The transcript has 5 exons. Gene Ontology annotation, biological process: termination of RNA polymerase II transcription. NCBI's taxonomy places the organism in Eukaryota, Fungi, Ascomycota, Sordariomycetes, Hypocreales, Cordycipitaceae. The coding region runs from base 1 to 1959 and encodes 652 amino acids. Gene Ontology annotation, molecular function: mRNA binding; RNA polymerase II complex binding.
AUGUCGGCUGAAUCAGAUGAAGUGGCGGAAGACUACCGUCUCGCGCUCGAGGACCUCUCCUCCAACAUGCGGUUCGAGAUUAGCAACUUGACUGUCAUCGCGCGAGAGAACACUGAGCAUGCCUUGGCCAUUGCCGAGGUGCUGCAGCAACACAUUCUCAAGGCCCCCCCUGCUAAGAAGCUGCCUGCUCUCUAUGUGCUUGACUCCAUUGUAAAGAAUGUUGGCACUCCCUACACACUCUAUUUUGGUCGAAACCUGUUCAAGAUAUUUAUGGAAUCAUACGCCAUGGUCGAUAAUGCCGUGCGAAAGAGGAUGGAGGACAUGCUCAAGACGUGGAAAGACCCUGUCCCCGGAUCAAUGGACACCAGGCCAGUUUUCUCCCACGAAUUGGUUCGGCCGAUAGAGAAUGCUCUCAUGCGAGCACGCGCGGCUUUGAUGCCGCAAAGUGCAAUGGGUGGGCGAGGACGAGGAGUCAUGAUGCCACACCGCAACACCCCUACACCGCCGGGUAUGCGCGGGUAUCCUGUCGUUGACGGCCAAGGGCAGCCGCAGAAUGGAGGACCAGUACCUGGCCAGCACCAGGGUCAGCCUCCGGCCAACUAUUUCCGUCAAGUCACACCACAGUCUGGCCAACCACAAGGACCUUAUCCGCCCCCUGGACAAUAUGGCACUGGACCGCCGGGCACAAACGUAGACAAGUUGAAUCAGGAUAUCCAGAAUCUGAUUGUAGCGACACAUGCCGAGCUCUCACAGAGUCCGCAUGACGCGGGAAUUCAGAUCAGACUUAAAGCAUUGACGGAUCUCCAAAGUGUCGUCCAAAAGUCGACACUGCCUCCAGACCAGCUUGAGCUCAUUAAAAACAAAGUAACUGAACUUGCUGCUGUAACCAGGCCCAGCGUGGCCCCUUCAUAUGCAGGGCAAAACCUGCUACCUACGCGCCCAUCCUCGGGGCAGUUUCAACAAGUAACCCAACCUUCAGCCCCCCCUGCCGGCCAACAUCCGCAGGGACAGGUAUCCCUUGACGCUUUGCUGGGUCAGGGAGCUCUCGCUGCCUUGAUGUCGAGAACAGGAUCCAAUUCCAACAACACCACACCUAACCCCCCUGGGUCGGGAGCAAUCCGAUCACCUCCUCCUGUCCCAGCCCAACUUCCAACACCAGCCGCUGCGGCCCCAAACAAUGCAGUGUCUCUGCUCGAUAGACUGCGGCAAGCAGGUAUGCUGCCGCCAACCGCCACUCCAACACCACCGGUCGCCCAAGCUGCGGCUCCGCCACCCCUUAUCCCGGCCAACAUUGCCAGUAUUCUGUCGGCAGCAAAGGCUGGCGCUUUUGGAUUGCCCAACAUAGGAGCCGGAAGCCUCAAUGAAGCCAUGUUAAAGCAACAAUCACCUGACAACAUCAUCCACGCCCUGUAUGAUGAGCUAGGAUCGCCUUGUGCUGAAUGUGGCAGGCGUUUCAAGCGAAAUAUGGAGGGUGACAAGAAGAGACGAGCUCAUAUGGACUGGCAUUUCAAGGUGAAACAGCGCAGUGCCGAGGCAGAGAAGAGAGGCACGCACCGAAGUUGGUACGUUGACCAACAGGAUUGGCUUAGGUCUCGAGAAGUCGUCGACGUAGACCACAUCGCGCAGCCGGAGCCUUCGGCCGAAGAGCAGUCCAAGACUGCCUCGGUUCCUAAAUAUAUUCCGGUUCCAGAACCCACCAGCGGCAUCAACAAUGUUUGCCCUAUCUGUCAGGAGAAGUUUGAGAAUAAGUGGCUUGACACUGCACAGGAGUGGGUAUGGUUGGACGCAGUCUUGGUACGGAACCGCGCCUAUCAUGCCUCGUGCUAUGCCGAGGCUACACGGGACCGAGAGGGCACACCUGGCGCCUCGAGACGAACCCCAGAGCCUGUGCUCGGGAAAAGAAAGGCAGAAGGUGGCCUGCUGUCGCCCAAGAUUCGGACGCUUAAGACGGCGUACUAG